Molecule: messenger RNA, 2067 nt
Organism: Entrophospora candida
Lineage: Eukaryota; Fungi; Glomeromycota; Glomeromycetes; Entrophosporales; Entrophosporaceae
Source: the annotation of a GenBank genome assembly
AUGUUCAAAAAACUUUUAAGUCAUAAUAAAUUAUUUUCUUGUAAAAUAAAACAAAAUUCAUCUAAUAGUAAUAGUGUAUUAUUAUCAUCACCUGUCGAUCAUUCUAGAAAUAGACAAUUUUCAACUUUAUCAAAGAACAAUGUUAAAUUGAUAGAUGAUUUCAAUAACAACAAGAACAAUGAUGACGGUAGUAAUAAUAGUUUCAUAGAUGAUGAUAUAAUAGAUUUUGAUAGUAGUGGUGAUGGUGGUGGUAUACUUGGUCAAAAAGAAUCUCAUGAAUGGACUAAAUUAGAAGUUAAACAAUUAGAGAAUCUUGUUGAAAAACUCGGUGAAAAUUGGGAUUUGGUUUCCAAGUAUAUGUUUACUAAAUCACCAGUAGAAUGUUUUAAAAAAUAUAAAAAUCUAUUAAGUAUAUUACCUGAUCAUACAAAAAAAUUUAAACAUAGCAAUGAUAAUGAUGACUUAAUUUUAGACCAUCAAAAAGAAUUACCAACAGAAAAAAGUUGGAAGGAAGAAGAAAUUAAAUUUUUGAAUAAUUUAAUUGAGAUACAUGGACGUAGAUGGAACCAAAUUAUUAAACAUUUUCCAAAUAAAAGUUCUAAUCAUGAUCAUCUUCCUUGGGCAAGGUAUGAAAUAAAUUUACUAAAUGAACUUGUUGAAACAUAUGGACAAAAUUGGUUAGUAAUAUCUAGUAAACUUCCUGGUAGAUCUGCUACUUCAUGUGAAUUUGAGUAUCAUUUAUCUUGGAACCAAAUUAAUAAUGAUGUCACUUCAAUAGCUAAUCACUGUUUAUCAAAAGAAGUAAUAGAUGCAUUUAAUCUGCUUUUGAAAAAGUAUGGUAAAUGGCAAUUAGUUCCAUUACUUGUACCAGGAUUUACACCUUUAAAUUGUAAUUCACGUAAUAGUCUCAGUCUCAAAACAUGUCAAUGGUCACCUGAAGAUAAAAAUUUAUUAAAGAAUAUAAUAACUGAAUAUGGUUUUGAUUGGGAUAAAAUUAUCCCCAACUUUCCAUAUAAAAAGUCAAAUGAUAUACGUCAACAUGUUUUCAAGUAUCUUACAAAAUAUCGUCCUCGUGAUAUUAUUAAUGAUGCAUACAAAUCAAAACCAGAGGUUAAAUGGGGUGCAAAUGAUAUUUACCAACUAUUUAAAUUAAGAUAUUCAGGUAAUGAUUUUACAGAAAUUUCAAAAAAACUUAAACCAGCAAGAACACCAUUAGCAUGCUAUGUAAGAUUUUAUUAUAUUUCAAAAUAUUAUGAGUCAUUAAACACAAAUUGGUCAUUGAUGGAAGUUGUUGAGCUUCAAUUUUUAUACAAUAAAUAUGGAGCUAAAUGGAAAUUGAUAGCAAAUAAAUUGGAAAAUAAGAGAUCAGUCAAAGAGAUUAAACAAUUUUAUUUUGACUAUGAACACAUAUUUCCAUUUUUUAAUAUGAGUAAUUUCAUAAGAACUAAUACAACAUGGAAUGAUGAAGAAAUUGGACAAUUCACAAAACUUUAUCAAAAAUAUGGACCUGAUUGGAAAACAAUAACAAAGGAAAUUAAAACUAAGAAAAGAAAUCAAUGUAUAUCAUUUUACAAAUCAAAUCAUCAAUUUUUGGUAGAACCAACUCAUAAUGAGCAAAAAAGUUAUUGGUUUAUUGCACGUAAGGAUUGGACAAAAACAGAUAGAGAUUUAUUAAAGGAUUUAUUAAAAAAAUAUGGAAAUGAUUAUGGACGUCUUGCUGAAUACUUUCCUGGUAGGACAUUUAAAUCCAUUAAAAAUCAAGCAACAAAGAUGAAAAAAGGUGACGAAGGUUGUGUUGGCUUGGAACUUGAUGAUAAUGAUGAUGUUAACACUAAUCAUUUUAAUGAUGGAAAACUUGAAUCAAAUGGUCGUAAAAGAGCAAUAUGGUCAAGCAGUGAAAUAAAGAAAUUAGUUGAUUUGGUUAGAAUAUACAGUGGAGAAUGGAGUAAAAUUUCUGAAAUUAUGAAAAAUAGAAGUUCAGAUGCCUGUUCAAGAAAAUAUUAUACUCUAGAAAAAAGGGAAAUUUCUGGAUUAGUUUAUGAUGUGCAGGUUCAAUUCUUUUGGUAG